AGCUUCGUCGUCGUCGUCUUCGAUCCGUCGACUUGCCCGAAGCGCCAUGGGCCUCGCCGCGAUAAUCAUUCCACUCCUCGUCGCCGUGCUUUGUUGUCCGGGAUGCGGUCGCGCCGCAUACGCGCGACCACGCUUCCACGAGUACGGAUCCGCGGAGCAAAUCCCGGCGGAGAAGCACACCGCGUCGCACGGGCCGCAGAGCGACGCCGGCGACUUCUCCGGCGACCCUUACAGCGCGUACCCCGGCCUGGGCUUCGGGCCCAUGGGUCCGGUCGUCCGUUCGGCUCUACCGAACGACGCCACUCUACGCAGCCUCUCUUCGGGCAGCGACGCCGGGCAGCAUCCCGAGGGCACGCAACAACUCUCCGCGCUCCCCGGCGACUCUUCCUCGGAGCACGCCGUUGAGCAAUCACCGAAGCCAGAGUAUCAUGUCAUCACCGUCGAGUUUCCCCGCGUUGAGACACCGUUUGUCAUCGGGAUAUGGAUCUUCUUCGCCAGUCUCGCGAAAAUCGGCUUCCACAUGACGCCGAAGCUCAACAAGAUCUUCCCAGAGUCCUGCUUGCUGAUCGCCGUCGGCGUGAUUAUCGGCCUCCUGCUGUUCCAGGCGAGCAGCGUUCACGUGUCACCGCUGACCCCCGAUACCUUUUUCCUGUACAUGCUGCCGCCCAUCAUCCUGGAUGCCGGCUACUUCAUGCCCAAUCGGCUGUUCUUCGACCAUCUCGGAACGAUACUGCUGUUCGCCGUCCUUGGGACUAUAUUUAAUACCAUGUCGAUAGGUGCGUCAUUAUGGUUAUUGGGGAAAAGCGGCAUAUUCAAUUGUGAAACGCCCAUCCUCGACAUGUUUCUAUUCUCGGCGUUGAUCAGCGCCGUUGAUCCUGUGGCAGUGUUGGCCGUCUUCGAGGAGAUCCAUGUUAACGAGAUACUCUACAUCGUCGUAUUCGGAGAGAGUUUAUUGAACGAUGCGGUCACUGUCGUGCUCUAUCACAUGUUCGAGACGUACAGCGAGAUGGGCACUUCUAGGAUCAUCUACACGGAUGUGCUAGCUGGCUUAGCCUCGUUCUUGGUAGUGGCGAUCGGCGGUGUGUUCAUAGGUAUAGUUUGGGGUUUCGCUACUGGCUUCGUGACCAGAUUUACUUAUCAGGUGCGCGUGAUCGAGCCGAUCUUCAUAUUCGUGAUGGCGUACUUGGCUUACCUCAGCGCUGAGAUCUUCCACUUAUCCGGUAUAUUGGCAAUAACCUUUUGCGGCAUUACCAUGAAGAAUUAUGUCGAGGCCAAUAUAUCACACAAGUCCCACACGACCGUCAAGUACACAAUGAAGAUGCUGUCGAGUAGCUCGGAGACAAUCAUUUUCAUGUUUCUUGGUGUCGCCACGGUGAACAAUUCUCACAACUGGAAUACAUGGUUCAUCGUCAUGACGAUACUCUUCUGCUCCAUUUAUCGGGCUGUGGGCGUGAUAGUGCUCACGGCACUGGCAAACCAAUUCCGGCUGCACAAAUUGGAUAAAGUGGAGAAGUUUGUGAUGUCCUAUGGGGGUUUACGCGGCGCAGUGGCGUUCGCUUUAGUGCUUCUCAUAGAUCCCAAACACGUACCCCUGCAGCCCAUGUUCGUCACUACCACUAUCGCCGUAAUCUACUUCACCGUGUUCAUCCAGGGAAUCACCAUCAAACCCCUCGUCAGGAUUCUCAAUGUCAAGAGGGCCGAGAAGAGAAAGCCGACAAUGAACGAGAGAAUCCAUGAGAGGAUAAUGGAUCAUACGAUGGCAGGUAUCGAGGAUAUUCUGGGAAAACACGGCAACUAUCACGUGCGAGAUAAAUUUAAACGAUUCGACAAUAGAUUCAUACGACCUUAUCUCGUGAGAAAUCACUGUGGCGCCGAGCCGAAAAUUUUGGAAACCUACUCGAAGCUGGCGAUGAAAGAUGCGUUGGAUUACAUAAGAAGAAAUGCCUCCACUAUCGGCAAUAUUAGCGGCACCGAAAGUAUGUCGGCGAUAUUUCGUAAUUAUAGUAAUACCGGACACUUUAACGGAAGGUACGGAAUUCUUGUGGUGACAAUUGUCGUAUUGAAUAAAAGCGAUCUAAUCACAUUCUUUUUCUCUUUCAGUCCCAGCUGUAGCCAACUCGAGGCCGGAUGGAAUAUCGAUCUUCAGGAACUCGAGUACAAUCCUUCCAAAAAAGACCUAACGGACGCGAGAAUUCACCAUUUACUCGCCGAGGAGCUUUGUAAACCGUACAAAAGGCAUCGGCGUUUGAGCUACAGUCGACACGCAGUAAACGAUCGCGAUUUGUCAACACAAGUCAAUUACAAAAUGCACAUGAAUAUCCGACGGAUGAUGGGAGAACAUAAGCAUCGCCAUAAACGCAGCAAAAAGUUGCUCAAAGACGGCAAACAAAAUCAUGUUAGUUUCCCAGAAUUUCAACAAAACGGUUCGACAAAAUUAUUUACGCAAGAUUACAUCAAUGGCGUGCUGUACGAGUUAGAAAACGGAGAAACCUCGAAGCCUUCCAGCAAAGAGGAUUUGGAUUCGGCGAUCACAUUCACUGCACGAACGUCCGAUUCGCCCAAUGUAAACGCAGACAAUCAACACGCUACCACUGCUACUACGUCGAUGGAUACAAUAAAUAUGGACGAAGGAGAUUUGAAAAUAGGACGCGACGGCGCAGAAAGCUAUAGGGUAACCACCCCUACGGCCACGGAAACUAUGUUACCGUGGAAACGUGAGGACGAUUAUGAGUCAGGUCAUCCGAUCAAGCAGAACGAAUUUCCAGCUUGGUGCUCCAAUAAGGAAUACCUUGCCUACAGCUCGCCAUCCGCCACUUUCUUAGGUGGGAUCGAACAGCCGAAAGUCCAAUCCGUGAUUGGCCUAUUUCGACGCGAGAGCGUGUGCACGCCCGACAGUAUCGAUUGCCAGGAGACUGUCGACGAAGCGGACGAGACGGACGAGUACACUCCCGCGAAAAUGGAUUCCCCCGCUAAAACCAAGGGCAAUCCGAAAGUGCCCGCGAGACGGAGGGUGUCGAUGAUGGAGCUCGGCUCCGGGCGGACGCACUCGCUGGACAAGACGGCGGCGGACGACGGUUCUCAUUCCUUGCCAGAUUGCUGGAGCGGCCAGAGGAUGCGUAUUAACUCCUUCGCCUGCUCGUCUCAGAUGCCGAGCCUGUCGACCGCUUUAAUCACCUCCUCCACGUCGGAGUCGUCGGAGGACGUGGACGACGAGGAGGAAGAGGAGAAGGCUUGACCCUUGGGGGCCGUCGCCGAGGAACGACUGUCCGUUUACGCGGACGUCGAGCGUCGACGGCGUCGAUUCUUCCGACGACCACCGCGACAUUCAUUGCUCACCUCGCUCCUGCGACGCCCAAGUGCCCCCGUUUGAGAGGAUCUGCCCUUGACAAGCCGCCUUUUGCGGGAAGAAACUGAUGAUAACGAACCGCGGUCCGAAUCUUGUUGAUACGUUCUGCUCUGUAAUUGUGUAAAAUCGCGAGAAGCGAUGAAAAAUGCGUCGAUGUUUUCAAUUUGGAUUUUGUACGAGAAGAAAUAUAUUUAUAAGGAAACGCGAAAAUUCGCGAUGAUUAGAAAAAGUUUACGCGCGAGGAAAAAGAAAAGAGAAGAAAGAUAUUUUUCUAAAAGUUAAGUGAUAAGUUUUUCUCCGCUUUUAUAACUCAAUAAAUAAUCUCAUUAAAGCGGCAUCUUUUACUUGCGUUAGAUACUCUGAUCGUUACGCGAAUUCGAAGGAAAUAGAAUGAUAGAUAAACGAUGAUAGAAAAGUUUCAAUGACCGUUAUUUUUCCUGCAAAAAAAAAAAAAAAAAUUCGCGAAAACGAAGGUGCUUGUCGAGAGCAAGGGCUUAUUUCUAAAUCCGUCUGUAAGGACUAUCUUGGAAUCGUGGCCUUAAGGACUGUGGAAGUAUUUGAACGCCGAUGAUCUGCACGCGCUAUCGUCGUCGUUGUAAUCAUCGGUGCAAAAUUCUUUUGUCGGUGCUAUCGGUAAAUAUCUUGUCAAGAGAAAUCAUUGCGCGGCGUCGCAAAUGACUUGUCCCCAAGAUUUACCACGAGUUCCUUCUCUCGGAGGUUGAUCUGAUGAUGAGCUCACACCGCGAUCGCGUUGUCCGAUCAUCGCUGCUGUGUGCUUCGCGACUUAAGCUGUAAUCAGAUUAUCAACUUGAAAUUACAUGCAAAAUCGAAUGAAAAUGCACCUGUUGCAAUUGUCAUUUGAUCAAGUGAAGGUACACAUUCAUUUCACUUGUUGUAGCCCAAGUCGCUAGUCUGAUCGCAGCUUCUGACAUUAGGUGUGUUGCGUCAUUAGCAGUCCCGUUAUCAUGGUUUUUGACGCAUGUACGCACGCAUGCAUGACACGCAGUGGUAUGCCGCGGUAUAGAUGAUUACCCAUAGCGGCGCAUCUCCAGCCGAAUUUAGGAAAUUACUUUUUAAGCGAACGAUUGUGCGAUAUUCAGUCAACUGUCAUUAUAUGACAGAACCAGAGCGAGUGAGAUGCAUUGCAGGCGCGCCGUUCUCCCUUCGAGUAUGGCCUUAAAAAAAAUUUUUCCUGUAAAAAAUGCGAAUACUCGUGUAUAAUAUGGUGCAUGUGGUGCGUAUAAUACACUGUCACAACACAUUGUUAAUAUCGGCACCACGGCACUACUUGGUCAAUAUUUAGCGAAAAAAAAAGCAGCAGCAUGUACAUAUAAAUUUUCUUAGAAAAAAAUACGCUAGAAAAUUGUCGGCAUCCUCAUCGUCAUUUUCUCAACAAAAGCAUCCUCAUCCUUACUAUUUUUAUUAACAUUUAGUAUUAUUUUAUCGCUUCAGAAAAAGAAAGAAAAAAAAGAGGCACAUAAUGCGACCAUUAGAGUAUUCAGUAUUCUAGUUAUUAUUGUUACACUUGUUACUCUAUCUCGCUAGUGAUGAUACUAGUGCUACUAAUAAUCAAUAAUGCGAUUAUAUAGCCAUCGCUCGACGCAGACAGGAAGCGGAAACUCUGCCGAACUCUGCUACAUUUCGAAAGUCGAGGGGAACAUUGACAGAAAUGUUUGAUAACUGGAGAUAAUUGAUUUUAAUUAUUAAAAUAAUGUAGAAAAUAUUAUAUAAUGAAGUUAUAUUAAACGAGAUCAUUUCGCGAAUGAUGGAACCUUGUCAUCAAGCGUCUGGAAAAAUUUUACACGUAGAAAAUGAAAUCGUGAUCUUUCUCAAUUAUUUUUCGCAUCACUUAUAAUGAUGAAUAGCAAUCUUAUUAAUGCUAUAAUUAGCUUAGUCUUUUAAUAAAACCGAACUCUUUUUAAUAUUUUACUCCAUGAUCCUUGGAGACAUUUUUAUACGCUUAUACUUUUUUCUAGAUGAUAUUGCAGAGCACUUGAUUGAGCAUACAUGAUGUCUGAUAUUGAACCAUUUUCGCACAAGGGUGACAGGGUAAUAUAAAUUUGCUUUAUCAAAAAAAAGACAAACAAAAAAAAUGGAAAGUUGCCUCCGACAAUGAUUUUGCACGGAUACAUUGGGAGUUCCCCUCGCAUGGAAUAUUCCUUGCGGCCUUUAGUUACUUAGACCGAAUAAAAAACGUCAGACUAGUUUUUAGACGCUAGUCUCAACGCUGUUGAUUUGUUAAAAAAAGGAAAAAUAAAUGUUUAUUUCUUAAAAGACCGUUA
Molecule: messenger RNA, 5628 nt
Organism: Cataglyphis hispanica
Lineage: Eukaryota; Metazoa; Arthropoda; Insecta; Hymenoptera; Formicidae
Gene: Nhe2
Product: probable Na(+)/H(+) antiporter nhx-9
Exons: 16
Coding region: 47-3235 (1062 amino acids)
Biological process (GO): regulation of pH; sodium ion transport; proton transmembrane transport
Cellular component (GO): membrane
Molecular function (GO): sodium:proton antiporter activity
Source: RefSeq, a predicted model, not a curated record